Penicillium brevicompactum is the source of this 1107-nucleotide messenger RNA. RefSeq lists its product as uncharacterized. NCBI's taxonomy places the organism in Eukaryota, Fungi, Ascomycota, Eurotiomycetes, Eurotiales, Aspergillaceae. The record is from RefSeq and is a predicted model, not a curated record. The coding region runs from base 1 to 1107 and encodes 368 amino acids. The transcript has a single exon.
AUGACUGAUUUUACCGCUGCUGGAGAUGGCAUUAGCGGUGGCUACCGGGGAAAGUCGUUGGGGAUGCAGAUCACGAUCGCGACCCUGGCUGGCAUCACUUGGUAUAACGCCUUCGAGCUGAUGAUUCUCCUUUUCGUCACGUUUUCAGACUAUCGGGGCCUGUACUUUUGGAGUCUACUGAUUUCCUCCUCCGCCGGUCUACUUCCCUAUUCACUGGGCUUUUUACUCAAAUUUUUCAACAUCACCGACAGUCAAGCAUGGCUCCCAGUCACCUUACUGACGGUUGGGUGGUGGUGCAUGGUCACCGGCCAAUCUGUUGUCCUCUAUUCGCGCCUACAUCUGGUGCUCUCGAAUCAACGUGUUUUACGGCGCGUGUUGAUAAUGAUAUUCGUGAACGCCAUCAUUCUUCAUAUACCCACAACCGUUCUUACAUACGGCACGAAUCUAACCCCAUUUGUCAGUUUGGGUCCUUACAAGACGGGAUAUAGUAUAAUGGAAAAGAUCCAAAUGACGGGAUUUUGCCUGCAAGAGUUCAUCAUCUCCGGGCUAUACAUUUGGGAGACUGUGCGCAUGAUACGUCUGGACCCAGACCAUGCCAAGCGCAAGAUUCAGUACCAACUCCUGGUCAUCAAUAUGAUCAUCAUCAUUCUAGACAUUGGACUACUCGUCGCCGAGUAUUUGAAUUUCUACAUCAUGGAAACCAUGCUCAAGGGCGCUGUGUACAGCAUCAAAUUGAAGCUCGAGUUUGCUGUCCUUGGCAAACUCAUCCACCUGGUCCAGAAUCACGUCUGGAAACCCGAAUCCUUCUCCGCACCAAACGACCUCCCCGAUUUCGUAGAUGCAACCCGCGUCACCUCCGAUAUGACUCACGCCGCUCCACCUCCAAGUCAACGUGGCCCGUCCUGGAUGGACCCGGACGAUAUAUCCAUUGCCAUGUUCGAACACCUACCACCCGAGCACAUGCGCACAAAUUCAGAUGCCUCAGAAUCAUGGAGCAAUGAAGGUCGCGCCUACCAUGUCGAUCAUCUCCCCAUCGACUUCACAAAUCCUUUUGCUGGAGCUCAACGGCAUACAAGUCGGUCCCACAAGACAGAGAAACCAGGAUGA